Acytostelium subglobosum LB1 is the source of this 912-nucleotide messenger RNA. RefSeq lists its product as hypothetical. The coding region runs from base 1 to 912 and encodes 303 amino acids. The transcript is spliced from 3 exons. Lineage: Eukaryota; Evosea; Eumycetozoa; Acytosteliales; Acytosteliaceae. The record is from RefSeq and is a predicted model, not a curated record.
AUGAUGCCAGUAUUAUCUGUGGAAUCUUCAUCACAUUUGAGUGUCAGAGAUGAGAGCCCCCCAAACUCCUCCCCCAAUGAUGGUGUCCAUGAGCCAACAACUACCACCAUGACCUCGACCACGAUCACCACCAGCUCGUCAUUUGUUCGGGAUCAAGAGACGACAACCAUCACCAACAUCCUCUUUCCCAACAAACAACAACAACAACAACAACUACAAUAUCAAACAGUUGUAACAAUUGAUUUUGAUAAUGAUCUUCCACCAUCGUCGUCACAUCCGGUUGAUGAAGAUGGCCCCGCCGCGGUUCCCCAACUACAUCAUUCCAUCCCCGUGUCCAAUGGUCAUGAGGUGCUAUUCCCUCCUUCAACUAUGUUGACAACAUUGCCAUCAGGUCCCAAUACUGAUGAAUAUAUCGUCACCAAUCAUGGAGUCACUCUUCUCUUCCAUUUCCGCCACUAUAACCUGCCAAUGAAGGAACUGUCCGAGAAGUUCAAAACUAUUAUACUCCGGGUAAUUUAUGGUUUCACCAAGAAAGAAGUUAAGGAGUUUCUUCAAAAGAAGUUUGAGUUUCCUUCUCACUCAAAUGCUAGAUUGGACAAGAAGCUCGGUGAAUCGACCAUUAGUCGAUUCCACCAACUAAUUCAUGAGUGUUGGAUCCUUGCGACCUAUCGAAGGAACCAAAACGAUCCAAUACUUGAGGUAUUCUGGGAGGUACUCAAGGCUCAGAGUGUCUUGGAUGGUACUCGGUUUAUCCGUUGGCCAACUCUCCGAUGUGGUGGGUUGAAGCCUCUCGAGGAAUCAGUUCCAGAGGAACUAUACAGAAAGUAUCUUGGUCUAUUCAACAAUGGUAUUCACUUCAAUUGUUCUAGACUAGAGUCCAGAAGAGAUGCAAAUACCGAUGGUCAUAUCUAG